This is a messenger RNA of Cylindrotheca closterium, 706 nucleotides long. The record is from the annotation of a GenBank genome assembly. Lineage: Eukaryota; Bacillariophyta; Bacillariophyceae; Bacillariales; Bacillariaceae.
AUGGGACGAGAUCACUCAAGCAAGACGUCCAUCAGUGAUGAAAAGAAUAAGAAACAACAGCAGAAUGCGACUGUAAUGCCGGAACUUGGAGAGAAGCUUCGCCUGAUGAAUGGCUCGUCUCAUCACAGCACGGAAAGCACCAGCAGCAGCAGUCGUCAGCAUCGCUCCUCUUCCUCCUCAUCCGCUAGACGGCACCGAAGAUCCUCGAGUCGAAGCAGCUCCAAAGCCUCUCACUUAACGGAAAUGGAAGAUAAGAUGGAGCGAAUGCAGCCUCCUUCUGAUUCGCCAUCGCCAUCGCCAUCACAGGAAUCGUCACCCAUCACCCGAAGGUCUUCUAGCAGACGAAGCGGUUCAUCCAACAGACGUAGCGGCUCAUCCAACAGACGAAGCGGUUCAUCCUCGCGUUCUCAAAGCGGCUCAUCUCGAAAGCGCUCGGGUCGAAGUUCUACUAGACAAAGGGAUGGCAGCAAGAAAUCAGAUGAUGCUCUGAAUCUUCCGGCGGAUGUGGAUCCGAAUCUAUCCGAUGAGGAUUGUACUCCUGGCGCCCAUCGCGUGGGUAGCUUUGGUCAGGUCAGCACCUUAUCGCCCGCCUCAUUUGAACACAAUGAAAGCACGGAUGAUCAAAGCUUUUCCACGGCUAGCAGAAGUUCUGGAACGAGCAGUGUUGGUGCCGGAGCUACCAUUAGAUCCUCUACUACUAGUGGUA